AUGGAAGCUUCUAUUGACGAACUUCGGGGCAUGGUCGCAAUGGGUUCCUGUUCAAAUGUGAUGAGUGGCAUGCAGGCCAAUUCGACGUCCCGGGGUUCGACAAUUACCCCAAUGUCUCAGGAUGCACGCCAUCAUCCAGGCGGUUGCACAAUCAGGGACCCCACUGAAAGUGCUGUCCUUUCGUCAGGACAUCUUUCAUCGGCAGAGUCUCUGUUGAAAUGGCCAGUCUUUCGUGGUCAUCCUUCAAUAUUGGAGGAGGCAGAGUCUUCAUUUUUGUCACUCGAAUAUGGACGACCGUCAUUUCAAAGCAAACUCUAUGGCAUAUUUCCCAGCGUGGGUUUGUCAGAAGUCAAAAAUAUGGUAGGCGCAUUCCAACGGACAUAUAACUUUUGGUUCCCUACGAUCAGCUUGGACGAUCUGAAGUCAUUGCAAUUGAGGAUAUGGCAAGAGAAUUUGGAGCCUAGUUGUCAAUCAUGUCUGGCGUUAUUGGUCAUGGCCUUGGGUUGCGUUGGGGCUUCCGUGACAGAGGACAGUUCUGAAAACAAGUCUCAACAACUGAAGCUUCAAGGAGCGUCAUGGUUCACAGCCGCCAUGAAGAUGCUUCACUUGGCCCACAUCGAGAUGAAUGUGGAGGCAUGCCAAUGCCUCUUGCUAACUGGCCUCUACUUCUCCUUUUUGCAAAGACCGUUGCAAACAUGGUCUUAUGUGAACAGCGCAGCAACUCGUUGUCGGUUCCUGCUCUCUUGCCCCUUUAACAAUCCUGAGCGUGAUGAUCAAGAACAUAUCACCAGAAUAUUUUGGUCGUGCUUUGUACUAGAAAGCAACUAUAUCUCCGAGUUGCCAUCACUUCCACAAAACUGCAAUGCUGAGAUCGAAUCAAUAUUUUCUCUUCCGGGCAAAUUUCACUCACACGAAGCUAUCGAAGAGGAAGAAAAGUCGACCUUCUACUUCCUUGCAUCGAUAGCACUCCGUCGCUUACUCAACCGAGCUCACUACAUGCUCUAUGACCGCGAAAUUGGCCUUCAAAUUGAUUCCAAUAAUUUUCCUUCCGUGAACCACGAACUGGCUCGCCAGCUGCAAGACUGGUAUCACACACUGCCUCCAAGUCUGCAAUUCCCCGAAGACGGAAAACCUGCAGACGAUCCGCAUAGCGAGUAUUUGAGGCAGUGGUAUCUCAGCUGUCGAAGUGUUAUCUAUCGACCUUAUCUGGAAUGGGCUCUCGCUAAUCCCUCGUGGGAUCUCAACAACAACCUGCGUGUGCUGGAUGGAUGUCGGGUUGCUCUUGACACUUGCCUAUUCAAAUUAAGAUACAUGAAACAGGUGCCGUAUACCGUCAUGGUAGACACAUGGCCAUGCUCGCUUUCACUCGAGACGGCGAUGUUGACUCUCAUGGGCGGCUUCUGUCAUCCACAGCUGACAAUGCAGCUUCGUCACAUUGCCUUGCUAGAGCUAGGGCCUCACCUGCAGCAGCUUUUACAACGAUGGAUGGCUAUCCAUGGAUCCUCCGUUUCUCCUGGUGUUGAGAAAGCAUUGAGAUUGAUCAUGAAAGCUCACGAGUUCUUCGAAAGCAAAAGCGCAGAGUUUGCUCCUUGCCAAGAGGAAGAACAACAUCUCUCUCCUCGGUCCCUUCGAAUGUCUCUCAGAUAG
This is a messenger RNA of Penicillium robsamsonii, 1647 nucleotides long. Its product is annotated as fungal specific transcription factor domain-containing protein. Lineage: Eukaryota; Fungi; Ascomycota; Eurotiomycetes; Eurotiales; Aspergillaceae. The transcript is spliced from 5 exons. The record is from RefSeq and is a predicted model, not a curated record. Gene Ontology annotation, molecular function: DNA binding; zinc ion binding. Gene Ontology annotation, biological process: DNA-templated transcription. Bases 1 to 1647 code for a protein of 548 amino acids.